AGCAAGCGACCAAUCCCCUAACCACGGACCAAAGAACCAACAAGUCACCAAAGACACCAAUUCGCGCAAAAAAAAAGGGGAAGUUAUAUCUACCACCAGACAAGGGAACACUGGCCCGAAGCAACCGAAGCCACACAUACGCACAUUUCCACUCCUUCUUGAUCUUAUGCCCACGGAUGUCAUGCCCACGGAUGUCCUACAACUUUCCCAAAGCUGCUGAGUCCCCGAAGGGUAGGUAGGGCAUGUGGGGGAUGCAGGUUAAUUACGCUGCAUGGAAACGAUUAGCAGGAGAAAAACGGGUAUUAGGGUAUAUGACAGCUUCUAUAGCUCCCUCUUUGGGCUGCUGACACGUUCUUAUAAAAUCGAAAGGUGCCAGGCCCUUAUCCCAAUGGGCUCUUCAUUAGAAGCUGUUGGAGGUUUCCGGGAGAAUUCACCCUGUCUAGCGUUUGUCCCAAAAUUCCAACACCUGUGGACCAUGUGAGCUCUCAAUCUAAUUACCCCCGUCCCCUAACAUUCAUCCUUACCUUACUCUCUCACCUCUGGUCUUGUGUCGCCUUGCCUUGGACCAGAGUUUUCCCAUCGGACGUAGCACGAGCCUGCAAUGAAGUUUUGUUGUGAAUGUGGCAGCAUGCACCACCCCCUUACAACCAGUCUACAAGCUCUCCACGGGGUUUUAUUUUGACUCUUUAGACCCUUUUUGACUCGUUGGACUCGUUUGGGGCGUACACAGACUCACCGGGCUUAGUUUAGUUCAGUUUUUGAAAUAUGUGAUUAGAUGUGAUAGAGGGGCAGUGUAUACGUGCAUUGGUAGGACAUAUUACCAAGAAUCUUUGCUUGGGAGCUUGAGAGGGCCGGUGGGAGGGUAGUAUUCACUGACUGAUUGACUACUUCAGGUUUUUUGUUCUGAAUGUGAAGGUGGCAGUAUAUAAUCUGGUCCGUAGCCAAGGGACCUACAUACACUUUACACACCUUACAACCAAAACACCACUCUCCUUUAAUCCAUCCAAAACCAAACCUUUAACUCCUCUUACAACAAACCUUAACCCCUCUUACAACAAACCACAUACUGCAAACCAAAAAAAUCCUACAACAGUCUCAGGAACCAUGUCUCGAUUCUCCCUCACCAUCCUGCCCCUCCUCCUCGCUCUCGUGUAAUUACCCCACAAUCCCCAGUUUAUAUCACAGCAACUAACACAUCCACUCUCCUCCAGACUCCCCGUCCUCUCCGCACUCCUCCCGCGAGCACCUCCACCAUUCAAGGUAGAAGUCAUCGCCUCCGCCGUCCAACAACCCCUCUACUUCACCACCAACAAGGGCACCUGUACACCCGCCAAGGCAGAAUCACCAAUAUGUCAGAUCAAGGCUAACGGCCAGUACGUUGUUCCAUCUACGUUCCCCUCAUCUCCACUUAUUUCCUUGAGAGCGAUUAUUUGGAUGUUGGAAAGUGGGAAGGAGGGAUGACUGAGGGAUAAGGUGACGGAUGAGGCGAUGUACAAACCACUCGGAGGCGGCUCCCACGAUAUGAUGAUGGGAUAAGCCCCCACAAAUUUGUAUCCCCUUACCCAUCAUCCAAUCCACUCCCUCCUUGUAUCCCCCAUGGCUGGAGUCAAGGAAACUUAAAGAUCUGACGUACUCCAUCCAUCCCGUCCUUACCUCCUUCCUUCCUGUGAUGCGUUGCACCUGACAUCUGCAUCUCAUCUCAUUUCACGAUUCCCCAUUCAUCCAUCCAUUCACAUACACGCAAACCACACGUCCCGUUCCCAUCUCUUUUCACCACUUUUUCACCUUCGACUCACACUGAAUACAGAUUAUACUGCGGCGAUUACACCCACCCCCUAGCUCUCAACCUGGAAGCCGUCCCCGGCGAUGUCCUCGCUUCCUACCUGGCCCCUUGUACCGGAGCCUGUGUUAUGGUGACUCCCGUCCGUCUCAAUCCUAACACGCUGGUUGUCGAGUAAGUCUCUCUUCACCCAACAGGCCCCCCUCCUCAGCUUUGUUAUGGGUGCAAAGAGAAAGGGAAAAGGGCUUGUGACGACUAUGAGGCAGUAGCUAAGUUGAAAACAGGUGGCCUGGAGCCGAAUUCUGGUACCUUCCCAGCACAAGCCAAGUCUGGAUCGCACAGGCGGGCGCCAAUGUGCCGGUUGAAAUCCCCGCAGCUGCUGUGAAGGCGCAGCUGAAGGCGUUGUUUAGUUAGGUUGUUGGUGAGUUGAUUCGUAUUUAGAUUAAGUGGGGCUUGGGAGAAAAAGGCGUCGUGAGAUAGGACGGUCGUUUGGUGGUGAUUACCUUUAAUGUCGAUACGCUUCAUGAUGGGUGGAUAUUUUCCGGGCGCUGGAUUACGACCUAUUCACUUUGAGAACUUCAAUUAUUUGGGGACUUGUACCGUACGUAUUUGGGAAUGGAGAUAAUUACAAACCAAGUGAAUUU
Hymenoscyphus albidus is the source of this 2424-nucleotide messenger RNA. Lineage: Eukaryota; Fungi; Ascomycota; Leotiomycetes; Helotiales; Helotiaceae. The record is from the annotation of a GenBank genome assembly.